Striga asiatica is the source of this 1551-nucleotide messenger RNA. The record is from the annotation of a GenBank genome assembly. NCBI's taxonomy places the organism in Eukaryota, Viridiplantae, Streptophyta, Magnoliopsida, Lamiales, Orobanchaceae.
GUCUCCAAAACCCUAAAAUUCCCCCAAUCCCUAAUAUAUAUAUUCCACUCCUUCCAUUUUAGGGUUCUUUACUUCGAGCAUCCUCCCGUUCUUUCCCCUCUACACUCUACAAUCCCCCCAUCCGCCCGCCCCGACUCCCAAAUCCGCCAAUGGCGCAAGAGCAGCUCGUCCUCCGCGGCACCAUGCGUGCCCACACCGACUGGGUCACCGCCAUCGCCACUCCCAUCGACAACUCCGACAUGAUCGUCACCUCCUCCCGCGACAAGUCCAUUAUUCUGUGGUCCCUGACUAAGGAAGACCGCAACUUCGGCGUCGCACGCCGCCGCAUGAAUGGCCACUCUCACUUCGUCCAAGACGUCGUCCUCUCAUCCGAUGGCCAGUUCGCUCUCUCCGGCUCUUGGGACGGCGAGCUCCGCCUCUGGGACCUCCAGACCGGCGUAACCGCCCGCCGCUUCGUUGGCCACACUAAGGACGUCCUCUCUGUCGCCUUCUCCGUCGACAACCGCCAGAUCGUGUCCGCCUCCCGCGACAAGACUAUCAAGCUCUGGAACACCCUCGGCGAGUGCAAGUACACCAUCCAGGACCAGGACGCCCACUCCGACUGGGUCUCUUGCGUCCGUUUCUCGCCCAACACCCUUCAGCCCACCAUCGUGUCCGGCUCCUGGGACAGGACCGUCAAGAUCUGGAACCUGACCAAUUGUAAGCUCAGAUCGACUCUGGCCGGACACGCUGGGUAUGUGAACACUGUUGCUGUGUCCCCUGACGGGUCUCUGUGCGCCAGCGGCGGGAAAGAUGGGGUGAUUCUGCUUUGGGAUCUGGCUGAGGGAAAGAAGCUCUACUCACUGGAUGCCGGAUCUAUUAUCCACGCGCUCUGCUUCAGCCCGAACAGGUACUGGCUAUGUGCUGCCACUGAGUCCAGCAUUAAGAUUUGGGAUUUGGAGAGCAAGAGUGUUGUUGUGGAUCUCAAGGUGGACCUCAAGCAAGAGAGUGGUGAUAUUUCUGCUGAAGGGACCCAAACCGCUUCUGGGAAGACCAAGGUCAUAUACUGCACCUGCCUCAACUGGAGUGCCGAUGGAAGUACCCUUUUCAGUGGUUAUACUGAUGGUGUUGUCCGAGUUUGGGGUAUCGGACGUUAUUAGAGAGCAGAGCGGGUUUGCUUUAGUUACUAUGCUUUUAAUUUACUAGUUUUUCUUGGAAGUCUAGAAAAAGGGAAGAAUAUUUGGACUCUAUUUCAUGGUUUUAAGCUGUUGGUGAUUUUAAAUUUUGAGUUUUUUUUUUUUAUUUGGGCACUUGUUGUGUUUUUGUUUGACGAGGGUAUUAUGAGUUUUGCAUUUUUGUUGUGUUCUCUGUUUCUCCUUACUUGGCUCUGGGGUUUUGGUGGAUCAUGUGCAUUUGUGUUUUAUUAAUAUAACCAUUGUGAUACAGUGAAUAACUUUUGUUAUGCUUUCACAUGAGUUGGUAGUUGCUAUUGUUAUAUUGAUACAAGGAUGUAAGAUUGUUGCUAUGGUUUUAUGCAGGCAUGUAAGAUUUAACAGUAGGUAUUCAUUUAAU